AUGACGAAAAAAGGCGAGCCGUGCAAAAACUCGAUCAAAGUUGAAGACACCAAGAUCGGCCAUCAAAAGUUGACCACUCUCGCCAGAGAGCCAUUUGACUUGUCAUCGUUGCAGUCCAAGCUCUGUGAUGUCGCCAGAGACUUCCUCUGCGCGAGAUGGCACCGGCAACGGCAGGUCGACCAAGCUGGCCAGCAGUGGUAUGAAGCCGCCGUCCGCAACCAGGCGCGAGUACCACAUGGCUCCAGAAUGGCCUCUCCAUCAGUCAUUGUACAUCGGGGCCAGCGUCAGACAUCGUCAGCCUCCAGGCGACGCCCUGCAUCAGACAACACCCGGUCAUCACCACCACCGGUGCGCCUGUCAACCAACCCCGAGCCAGUGCAGCCAUUCAAUCCAUUCGUGACUUCCACAAUGCUGCGGACGAACAGCGUUCCAUGGCGUGUUUCACCGGCCCGACCAGCCAUCCUCUCAUCGGCAACUAAUAUCCGGGCUGGUUUCCAAGAAUUGACGCUCCAGAGUCUCGCCUCGAGUGAAGAGGUCGACAGCGUCCACGUCGACAGCAUCUACUGUGUGUUCUGCCAGACCGAGGAUGAAGACCAUGCGGACGAGAGCGUGAUCUUGCACUGCGGUCAGUGCACAUCGCUCUGCCAUCUGUCGUGCGCCGAAGAAUGGCUGGAAAAGCGGGAUACAGGGUUUGGCACGUCAUGCUGUGUGUGGUAA
Molecule: messenger RNA, 717 nt
Organism: Penicillium arizonense
Lineage: Eukaryota; Fungi; Ascomycota; Eurotiomycetes; Eurotiales; Aspergillaceae
Exons: 1
Coding region: 1-717 (238 amino acids)
Source: RefSeq, a predicted model, not a curated record